Messenger RNA from Osmia bicornis bicornis, 5605 nucleotides. RefSeq names its product 5'-3' exoribonuclease 1 (gene pcm). The transcript is spliced from 16 exons. Gene Ontology annotation, cellular component: nucleus. The coding region runs from base 171 to 4991 and encodes 1606 amino acids. Lineage: Eukaryota; Metazoa; Arthropoda; Insecta; Hymenoptera; Megachilidae. Gene Ontology annotation, biological process: rRNA catabolic process; nuclear-transcribed mRNA catabolic process. Gene Ontology annotation, molecular function: 5'-3' RNA exonuclease activity; RNA binding. The record is from RefSeq and is a predicted model, not a curated record.
UUUAAACUUCAUGGUUAAUCGAUACGUAGAACGUAGGAGCAAAGUUGAUAAACUUACGGAAAAAGUUUUUAAUUUCUGUACAAAGUCCUCAAACAAGAAAUUGUGUUAUUAUUACAGUAAGGAACACGGAAAGACUACAAAAAUUAUUAUAGAAACGUUCCCUGUUUAAGAUGGGUAUACCAAAGUUUUAUCGCCAUAUCAGUGAAAGAUAUCCGUGUCUCAAUGAAACGUUAAAGGAUUACCAGAUACCUGAAUUUGAUAAUUUGUAUUUAGAUGUGAAUGGUAUCAUACACGGUUGUUCUCAUCCAAACGAUAGCGAUGUUUCCUUUCGCAUCACAGAACAUGAGAUAUUUGAAAAUAUAUUUCGUUAUAUCGAAUUAUUAUUUCGCAUGAUUCAACCUCGGAAGCUGUUUUUUAUAGCAAUCGAUGGUGUAGCCCCAAGAGCAAAAAUUAAUCAACAGAGAGGCAGACGUUUCAGAUCUGCGAAAGAUGCAGAAAUUCUAGAAGCUAAAGCUAGAGCUCAGGGCAUAGAGAUAACUAAAGAGGAAAGAUUCGAUUCGAAUGCUAUAACUCCGGGGACAGAAUUUAUGGACAAAGUUAAUAAACACUUAAGGUACUUGGUCGCGUAUAAAAUUUCCACCGACAAACAAUGGCAAAAUUGCAAAGUUAUAUUGAGUGGAUCCGAGGUUCCCGGAGAAGGAGAACACAAGAUAAUGGACUAUAUUCGUUACAUGAAAGCACAACCAGAUUAUGAUAUACACACUAAACAUUGUUUAUACGGUUUAGAUGCAGAUUUAAUAAUGUUAGGCUUAUGUACUCAUGAACUACAUUUUACAUUAUUGAGAGAAGAAAUAGUAUAUGGUAAAAAACAAACAAAACUUUUAACUCCGGAGGAGACAAAAUUCUGUCUCUUUCAUUUAUCGCUUUUGAGAGAGUAUAUAAAUCAUGAGUUCUCUUCGUUGAGAGAAAAGUUACCUUUUCCUUAUGAUUUGGAAAAAAUAAUUGACGAUUGGAUUUUAAUGGGAUUCCUUGUGGGAAAUGAUUUCAUUCCAAAUUUACCAAAUUUACAUAUUACGCAUGGUGCGCUAUCAAUAUUGUACCAAGUGUACAUGGAUGUACUGCCAACGCUAGAAGGGUAUAUAAACGAGGCGGGAACAUUGAAAUUAGAUAGAUUUGAAAAAUUUAUGGAAAGACUUAGUUGUUUUGACAUAUUAAAGUUUUCGGAGCAUUAUGCUGAUCUAAAGUAUCUUGAGGGUAAAAUGGGAAGACCUCUGACUGAGACUGAUAAACCUAAUCACAAAAAAUCGGAGGGUAAUGAACAGAAUUUGUCCCCAAAAAAGAUGCAAGAUAAAGAAUUUUGUGCUUUACUUAGAGCUGCAGUCGAUAUGACGUUAGGAAAUGAGGAUGAACUAGGAGAUGACGAGUCCGAUAGCGAGACUUAUACUAUGGAAUUUAUUCAACAUAAGAGGGAUUAUUACAUAAACAAGCUAAAAUAUGAAGAUAUAAAUGAGGAUUUCCUGCGUUCUCAAGCUGAAGGAUAUGUUACAGCGCUGCAGUGGAAUCUACAUUAUUACUACAACGGAUGUUGUAGUUGGACGUGGUAUUACCCGCAUCACUAUGCACCUUAUAUUUCAGAUAUAAAGGAUUUUAAGGACUUGAAAUUCGAAUUCGAAUUUGGGGAGCCAUUUUUACCAUUUGAACAAUUACUAGCAGUAUUACCGCCUUAUAGUAAAAAGCUGCUGCCACCAGCGUUUCAAUCAUUAUUGACUGAUGAACAAUCUCCUAUAAUUGAUUAUUACCCUGUGGAGUUUGAAACCGACUUGAAUGGUAAAAGACAAGAAUGGGAAGCUGUUGUACUUAUUCCAUUUAUAGAUUCAACAAGGUUACAAGAUGCAAUGGCGCCUUACUAUGUUAAUUUAACCCCGGAAGAACAAAGAAGGAAUAAGCAUGGAUCAAUGUAUUGCUAUACCCAUUCGACGCAAAGCAUGGGACGUUACGAGGCGGUAUCUGAACAUUUUCAUGAUUUCGUUAGUACCGCGAACGUGGUGGCUAUAAAUCGCGAGGAUAUCAUUGUACCGCGAGAAAAAUUAGUUAAGGGAUUGUGCAAUGGUGUACAAGUGGAAUUACAUUUUCCCGGUUUCCCUACGCUACAGUAUAUACAGCAUACCGCCACUUUGGAAAAGGCUAAAGUGAAGGUGUUUCAACGACAAUCGACAAAAGACAGUAUGAUCUUGCACAUAACACCGCCGGCUGAGUUAGACUUAACAAAAAUAGCAUCUGAAUUGUUAGGUAAAACCGUGUUUGUAAACUGGCCUCACAUAACAGAAGCUCAAGUAACAGCGGUUGCAAAUUGUGAUACAAAGUUAAGCUUAAUUAAUCCAAAAAUGAAUUACUUUAGUGAGAAUGUGAACAGAGAAGAAAUAAAAGGUCCACUGGUUACACAGUGGAACUUGAUAAGAAAACAUAUCAAUGAAACAUAUAUGGGUCGUCUUGGAAUAGAAGUUGGAGAUAUUAAUAUAUUAGUUUAUGUACGUUCAUUAAUAGGCUACAGAUAUGUAAUUAGGCAUGGAUGGUUAUGCCUUGAAAAACAAUGGACAGACACGCAAGCAGCUCAUCCUUAUCAGACAGUAAUCAAGGAUAUUUCGGUCCAUUCGGCUCCUGUGUCACCAUGCAAGAACAUUGAGAGCGUUUUUGAAUCAGGAUGUACAUUUUUCAUGUUAGGACAACCAUACUAUGGAGCGCGGGGAGAGGUAUUGGAUCCUAGUGUAUAUAGAAAGACUGGAAGAGUAACGGUGUUUGUGCUUAUAAAGCCAGAACCAUCGUUGGAGAAGAUAAAACAGGUUCAGGCAGACCUUAGAACAAAAUACAUGCAGGGAAGUAUAGCUGCAAAACGAUUAGGAAUAAGUAGUUUGCUUUUAAGCAAAAUCACUGGGACGAUUUAUGUUAAAAAGACCCCUGACGAAUUCCAACAGGACGACACUAAAUAUAACAUAGGAUUAAAUUUAAAAUUCAAUAAAAAGAACGAAGAGAUACCUGGUUACACUAGAAAAGAGAAUGGUCAAUGGUUUUAUAGUUCCAAAGUGAUUGAUUUAAUUCGUAUGUACAUGGUAAAGUGUCCUGACUUAUUCGAACGAUUAGCACAGAAUAUAAAUAAUGAUUUCUUUCUAGAAGAGAAAUUAUUUAACAAAGACACGUGCGAAAUGAACGAUAUAAUGGCAUGGUUGAAGGAACAGCUUCAAGGAGUAGAAAACCGUGCCUGUGGGGUGGAGGCAUUGGAUCCAUCCAUAGUGAAAACUAUCGAGGAGACGAUAGAUCCCUUUCUUAAGGCACAGAAAAACAUUAAACAUAAACCUGUAGUGAUGAACGUGAAACCGCAUUUACUUUUUAAACCUGACUUACAUUUACGUAAAAUUCCACCUGAUCCAAAGGCAGAGACAUUUUUAUUGGAUCGAAUUUGUUGCAUUAAAGAGAAUUUCACUGUUCCUCUUGGUUACAAGGGUACCGUGAUUGGAAUACAAAAGAUGGAGAAUUUUAUUGAUACAAUGUACGAUGUUGUCUUUGAUAAAACAUUUAAAGAUGGACUUAGUAUAAGUGGAUGUACAGAAGGUCGGGGGUAUCGCUUAGCGCCAACUGAUUUCAUAAAUAUUAGCUACGGUGAAAGAAUGAAGCAUAGUAAAGCCGGAACACCGGAAGUGAACACAGAAUCUAUAGAUUCAUCGAAUCACGCACCCAGCCAAGCAGCUCAAUCCUGCGCAAACGCGAGCGCUUUUGCAUCCUACGAGAAACAAACUAAUUUGUCACCGACGUCGCCGAAGAUACCGUCAACAAUGAAGCCAACGUCCGAGUUUCAAGCGUUAUGGAAUGAAUUACACAAGAAACAGCCAAACAUAACUCCUCCACAAGCCCCAAUGGAUCCGAAGGUAAAACAGGUCAAUAAAGGUUUCCCGGACAGGACUCCACACGAUCCUAGCGAAUUCUUGAAGGCAAUGUUAAAAAUCUCUGAUGGGAAUACGCAGCAAAGUACACAACAGAAUACACAGUGUAGGAUACCAAAACCACCCUUGAAAAAUACUGCCAUCCAAGUAGAGAAUAAAACGUUAGAUACACCUCCGUUAGUGCAACAAUUAUUUGAUCAUGCACGACAAACUGAGAGAAUAGAAGAUGGAAAAUCAUCGAUUUGGUAUUGUCUACAAUUAGUGGAAUAUUAUCAGUUUAGGAGAGAAGGGAUGCCACGAUAUACGUAUUUGACAGAUAAAGAUACUAAUUUCAUUCGUGCACGUAUUCGUUUACCAGAUGGUAGAGUAUUCGUUGGAGAUCUUUGUGCGGAUCAUGGUGAAGCAGCAGGGAAUGUUGCAAGGAAAGUUUAUGAGGAAUUAAAAGUGGUUAAUGUGCUGGGCAAAUCUCCACGUCUACCCAUUCCACACCCCUUUGGUCCUGGUAGACAAAAUAUCAGUUGGUUACCAAAUGUAUUAAUGCCGCCGAUGGUACCCACUCCUGAUUUCUCUACAGAAUUACGACCUCCACCGUACUUUCGUCAAUCGACUCCAAAACCACAGCACAAUCAGGUUUAUCAACAGGCAGUACCAAAGCAAAUGAAUCAGUAUAAUAAACAUCAUCAGCCUCAAUCAAAAUUAAAUCAUAAUGAAGUGAAGACUGAAAUAAAAGAUCCCAGAUCGUUCGUUCCUCUCCAAGCUCAAAAGAAAAGUAGAAACAUCGCCAACAAGCAAACUGAUAAUAAGGAUACGAAUAAAUGUGCCAAAGACAAUCCUCAGUCAGUGAUGCAACAACAGAAAAAAGAAUUACCGACAAAGACGACGAAAGUUGAAGUAACGACCACUAUUAUCCCUAGUGAGAAAAAGGAACAAGCACAAAGUAAUUUGCAUAAAGUACAAAAUACACAAAAUGUAAUAAAGCCUAAAAAAUCGCGAGUCGCCGCCAAAAUUUUUACACCGUCGAAAAUACAAGAAAAUCACAGUAAUGAUACCACUUAAAACGAAGGAGCAUAUGUGAUGUGUAACGACAUAUGUAAAAAAUGUAAAACCACGUUUAUUUUUUUUUUCCUUGUUUUUUAUAUUUUUUAACGAAAGAUCGCGUAUGAAAAAUCUGUACGCAAUGACCUAACCUAACAUCACAAAACUUCAAUGAAACUUGAAAUAUCAUAGUGUAUAUAAUACUCACUUGUAAGUAUUUUUAUUUUAGAUCCUUUUGUUUAUAUAACAAUAUUGGCUCUUUAAAGUGAAAACGACUUUAAAGAAUAGGAUGAAAUAAGAAUAAACUGAUGUUUAUACAGACGUUUCAACGUUGCGUGAAAAAAAAGGCAGUAUUGUAUAACAGAUCACACAAGAAUUAUUGUUAAUGAUUUUAGUAUGUUGAUUACAAGCAUCUGUGAAAUGUAAACAUUUAAUUUAGAUUUAUUGUUUUGAUUUAUAUACAAAGAGAUGUACUGCACGGAUCAUGUAAAAAAAAAAGAAAAACAAAAUGAAUUUUGUUCACAGUAAGAAAAAAUGAACAUGUUGUAUCUGCAAAUGUUCAAAAACGUGUCGAUCAUUGAAAUAGAAUAAAAAGACGGUGUAUUAUGUAAUAUAAGUCUGUUUAUCUUCUUUCA